Molecule: messenger RNA, 2076 nt
Organism: Aureobasidium musti
Lineage: Eukaryota; Fungi; Ascomycota; Dothideomycetes; Dothideales; Saccotheciaceae
Source: the annotation of a GenBank genome assembly
AUGGCUGGACUCACGAUCCUCUCUCAAGGCGUGGGUUAUGGAGUCGUGCUGGGUGUUGGCUUUUUCUUCGCCCUUGGUAUGAUGUUCAUAACUUGGGCACUCAGAAGAUACAACAACGAAUUGCAGACCAGUGAGGUUUUCUCUACUGCUGGUAGAAGUGUCAAGUCUGGUCUCGUUGCUGCUGCAGUGAAACUGUCAAAAACGAGUAUUGACUUCUGUGCUAGAUUACAAAGCUCUGCUGUGGCUUACAACUAUGGAGUUUCCGGACCUUUCUGGUAUGCUUCGGGAGCGACAGUACAGGUCAUUCUCUUCGCGACUCUGGCCAUUGAGCUCAAGCGUCGAGCUCCCAAUGCUCAUACUUUCCUGGAAGCCAUCCGUGCCCGCUAUGGUGGAAUCACUCAUGGAGUCUUUAUCGUAUUCGGCCUCAUGACCAACAUCCUGGUUACAGCUAUGCUAUUGACUGGCGGUAGUGCCGUCAUUCAGGACCUUACUGGCAUGAACCCCGUGGCUGCUUGUUUCCUGCUCCCAGUCGGUGUCGUGGCCUACACAAUCUUCGGUGGAAUCAAGGCUACCUUUAUUACGGACUGGGUGCACACAGUGGUGAUUUUGAUCAUCAUCUUCUUGUUUGCAUUCACAGCUUAUUCGACCAACGAGAUCCUUGGAAGCCCUAGCGCUGUGUAUGAUGCGCUCAAAGCGGCUUCCGCUCGCCAUCCUGUCGAAGGUAACGCCCAAGGAAGUUAUCUUACCAUGCAAUCCCGUGAGGGAGGAAUCUUCUUCGUUAUCAACCUGGUCGGCAACUUCGGUACUGUCUACCUUGACAAUGGAUACUGGAACAAGGCCAUUGCCGCUUCACCAGUUCAUGCUCUUCCUGGGUAUGUGAUGGGUGGCUUGACUUGGUUUGCUAUUCCUUGGCUUUGUGCCACUACUAUGGGUCUUGCAGCCCUGGCUCUUGAGAACAACCCUGUUUUCCCUACCUAUCCUCUCCGCAUGGCAGCCGAAGAUGUCACUGCCGGACUAGUAUUGCCCAACGCUGCAGUUGCUCUCCUAGGAAAAGGAGGUGCUGCUGCUACUUUGGUGCUUAUCUUCAUGGCUGUCACAUCAGCUAUGUCUGCUGAACUGAUUGCUGUUUCGAGUAUCUGGACAUAUGAUAUUUACAACACCUACAUCAAUCCUAAGGCUCACGGCAAGAAUCUCAUCUACAUGAGUCACGUCAGCUGCGCUGUAUUCGCAUUGAUCAUGGCCGCCUUUUCGACAGGUCUAUACUAUGCAGGAAUUGGUAUGGGAUACAUUUACUUGAUGAUGGGCUGCAUCAUUGGUGGUGGCGUACUACCCGCUGCUCUGACUCUACUGUGGUCGCAACAAUCAUGGGCUGCAGCAACCUUCUCUCCUGUCAUUGCACUUGCUUGUGCCCUUGUCGGUUGGCUUGUACAGGCAAAGACUCAAUACGGCAAUCUCUCCGUCGAGUCUACAGGCUCGAACUACCCUAUGCUCGUUGGCAAUGUAGUUGCUCUGCUCACACCUGUAGUCACCGUCCCCAUCCUCUCGCUCGUUUUCCGCACCGAAAAGUAUGACUGGCAGUCCAUGAAGCAAAUCAGAAGACCCGAUGACUCCGAUCUCACUGCCGCUGCCCACAUGGACCCUGAACUACUACCUGGCGGUGCCCACGGCGAAACAGCACAAGCACUUGCAGCAGAAGAAGCAGAGCAGAAACACCUUCUGCGCGCUUCCAAGAUUGCUCGCACAUUGACUGUAUGCCUGGCAUUGUGUUUCUUGAUCCUAUGGCCUAUGCCCAUGUAUGGCAGUGGCUACAUCUUCUCANAGAAGUUCUUCACUGGAUGGGUUGUGGUUGGUUUCAUUUGGUUGUUCGUUACAGCAGGUUGUGUGGGUAUCUACCCUGUCUUCGAGGGACGCAAGACUAUCAUUAGGACGUUCAAGAGCAUGUAUCUGGAUGCCACGGGCAAGAAGCAUCCCGUCACUCAUGGCAGAGCUACUAUUGCUGAGACUGCGGUGGCGGAGGAGAAGAUGGAGAAGGAGAAGGAUAGGGAUGCUGAGGCUGCUGCAAGGGAUUCUGAAUGA